AUGCUCUCUUCUUCCACCCCCAAUCAAGACUCUUCACUACCAUCUUUAACUAGAUCUCCUCAGCUUCGUGCUGCUUCAAGUCUGACUUAUCAAUCUCUCGACGGCAAGAUUGGCAAGAAGCAGACAAAAGAACUUGAGCCUGUUUCUUCUUUAUCAGAUCAUCUUUAUGGUGCUAUCAGAGACGAAGAAGAUGCAGAUAGCGUCCAAUCGAGUACUCUGCAAGACUCUGUCAAUACCACCAACUCUUUCACUAAUAUUCCUCAUAAUCUCAAUGACCCAAAUGAACUUUCACUCAAACAGAGACUCCGAUAUUACGUACCCUGCUGUAAUUGGAUGGAUUCUUAUUCCUUCGACUAUUUGAUGCAUGAUCUCAUAGCCGGUGUCUCUUUGGCUUCGUACCAAAUUCCUCUUAGUAUGUCAUUUGCUACAGCCGUCGCUCAUGUUCAGCCCAUCUGCGGUUUGUUGGGUCUUGUCGUUGCUCCUACUAUCUAUAUGUUUCUAGGGACCGUUCCUCAGUUAAUCGUAGGUCCUGAGGCUGCCGUUUCUAUGAUUGUCGGUCAAUGUAUUGAGAAAACCGUCAAACACAACCCUGACGUUUCUCCAAUAGACCUUCUUAUAGUAUUAUCAUCUUGCUCUGGUGCCAUUUUACUUGCUUUUGGUCUUCUGAGGUUUGGAUUCAUUGAUAACAUUUUAUGUGGCUCACUUCUUAAGGCCUUUAUUACCGCAAUCGGUCUCACUAUGAUGAUCAACUCCUCCAUAUCAAUAUUAGGUCUAGAAGGAGUACUAAACAAUCUUCCCUCAUCUAUUCAUGUCCAUUCUCCUUACCAGAAAGUUAUCUUUCUACUUGAAUACUUUUCGAAGUAUAACAAGGCUACUACUAUCAUUGGAACUUCAAGUUUUCUCAUUAUUCUUCUUCUUAAAUCACUGAAAAGGCUUUGUGUUCGUCACAAAGUUCCCCUUGCCUCCUUCUUUCCAGAGAUUCUCGUUGUUGUGGUCUUUGCCACUGUAUUAUCAGCUCUUUUUGACUUUAAAUCCCACGGAAUAUCUGUCUUGGGUAAGAUAACAAUCAAGGGUUUCAAGUUGAAGGUGCCAUUUACGGGUGCUACGAGGCUUUGGUACGGUGAACUCUUUCCUGCUUCAUUUGUAUGUGCCAUACUGGGUUUCUUUGAGACUUCUACUGCAGGAAAAUCCCUCAGUUCGUCGCAUAUGUCCAUGUCUUCCAACAGAGAACUAGUUGCCUUGGGUGCCGUCGGUCUUUCGGUCAGUAUGUUUGGUGCAUUACCAUCAUUCGGAGGCUAUGCUCGUUCCAAGUUGAACGCAAUGAACGGUGCUUAUACUCCAGCUUCAGGUCUCUUUAUGGGUAUUACCACUCUUUUGGUCACUUUGUAUCUGCUUGAUUACAUUUACUAUCUUCCUAUUUGUGUUCUCAAUGCUGUUAUUGCCAUUGUGGGUAUGUCUCUCCUGCAAGAGUCUCCCAAAGAGGUGAAGUUCCAUCUAAGAACGAGGGGUUACAACGAGUUAUUCACUUUCUUUAUCACGCUUGCAGCUUCUUUCUUUUAUUCUAUCGAGAUGGGUGUCGCUAUAGGAUCGUUCUACUCAUUAAUGAGAGUCGUUAGGCAUAGCACACAAUCGAGAAUUCAGAUUAUGGCUAGAAUCGCAGGCACGGACACUUUUGUAAACUCUGAUUUUACAGAUUCACAGCAGCCUCUUCAUUUCAUGUUACCCAAAAGGGUGGUAGUCAAGGGUUAUAAAGAGUUUAGACAUCAGUCGAUGAUUGGCAAGAGAGUUGCAGUAGGAAAUCCAGACCCUACAUUUACUAGCGAUGAUCAGACAAAGCUAGUACCCGAAUUGGAAGAUAGAGAAGGCUGCUUGAUUAUCAAGAUUCCAGAACCGUUAACUUUCACCAACGCAAGUGACAUGAAAUCCCGUCUCAAGCGAAUAGAGCUAUACGGAUCUGCCAAAGCUCAUCCUGGCAGUACGCAGAAGAAGUCUAAAGUUCGUCAUAUAGUGUUUGAUUUGAAUGGAAUGACAUCUUUAGACUCCUCAGCAGCACAGAUCCUAGCAGAUAUAGUGCAAAGCUACAAAAAUAGAGGUAUUAGCGUAUUUUUCUGCCGAUUGUUCCGUAAUAGGACACUACUCGGAAGAUUGGAGGAUGCUGGAAUUCAAGCGAUGCUCGAGGACUUCCAAAUACCUACCUCUGAUUACAACAUCUCUCAGACUUACAAGCCUUACUAUGACAGGAUCUUGGACGCUUUGAAGGCCAUUGACUACAUGGAAUGUGGUCCAGAUUCGGAUGUAGCUAGCUAUGUCUCAUCGAUGAUGCCGUACGAUGGAAGUGUAUAG
Messenger RNA from Brettanomyces nanus, 2343 nucleotides. RefSeq lists its product as uncharacterized. Gene Ontology annotation, cellular component: membrane. Bases 1 to 2343 code for a protein of 780 amino acids. The transcript has a single exon. Gene Ontology annotation, biological process: transmembrane transport. Gene Ontology annotation, molecular function: sulfate transmembrane transporter activity. Lineage: Eukaryota; Fungi; Ascomycota; Pichiomycetes; Pichiales; Pichiaceae. The record is from RefSeq and is a predicted model, not a curated record.